AUGCCGCCCAUUCGCGUCGCACAACAUGCGCGCCCUGCGCCCGUCGAGCCGCACCACGCCUUCGCCUUUCCCGCCGACCACCACCUCGUCAUCACCACCGAGUCCAAUGUCUGGUCCUGGGACCGCAGCGGCCUCACCAAUGCCUUUGCCUCGGCUUCCGCCGGCAUCCUGGCCGCCAAAGAGGCCAAGGACGGGAGCGGCCUGCUUGCUGUCGCUGACGACCAGGUCGUCGUGUUGCACGACGCAAACCGCGGCAUGGACAGGAGCUACAGGCUAAAGGGAACCGAUGGCCAAGUGCGUCUGCUAGAGUACUCCAACGACUCCAAGAGCCUGUUCUUCACCACCACGCUCCAAAACGCCGUCCAGUCCUAUUCCCUGCGCCAGGCCAGCCUGCUCGAGCCUUCGCACACCCAUCCCUCUCCGCCCACCGUAUUGGCUAUUUCACCCACCUCGCACCUGCUGCUGUCCGCCUCUGAGAAGCCGCCAAUCAUUUUUCUGCAGAACUUGACCUUGCGCACCCCUGCCCUCCAGCUUCAGCCGCGCGCCUCCUCCUCGCCCGUGGAGACGGCAGCCUUCCAUCCAGAGCGCGCAAACGUCUUCUUGCUCGCCUUCAAGGACGGCACGCUAGCAGCUUACGACGCGACGCGCAUACUGGGCAAAGCCGGACGUGGUGCUUCAGGCGGGGAGAUUGGCCGCUUCAAGGGCCUCCAUGCCGUAACUAAUCGAGUCGGAGCUGGCCUACGCGCUGAGACGGGAGACGAUCAGAACGUGACUGGUGAUCGGUGCGUCAGCAUUACCUCGGCCGCCUUCCUGCCCGGACAUAGGUCGCGCGCUGUCAGCGUGGGGGCUGAUGGCCGUUGCCGGCUGCUUGAUUUUGAGUAUGGCGGUAACAUUCUUCGGACGUGGCACGCAAAGGGCCCAGCCACGAGCUUGUCCAUCCUCACUGUGCGACAGAAACAAGCCCAACUGCCUCGGGCCGCGCUCAAUAGGGCCGAAACCAGUGGAGCGCCUACCAACACUCUGGCGGUUGGGCGCGAAGACGGCAAAGUUCUCAUUUUCGACUCCGUUGGGAUCCUUCUGAGUGAACAGACCGUUGAUGCCGCUGCUGGUCGGAUUAUCGACGUCCAAUGGAUGAAAGGUCCAGGCCUAAGACCUCACUCAAAACCGGUAAACGUCGCUCCUGCUCCUGCUCUUGCUCCUGCUCCUGCUCCUGCUCGGCAGAAUGUGAUUGCAUCAGGGGAUAUCUGGGCAGUGCCUGCGGAUGACGCCGAGGAAGAUGAUGAAGAAUUCGUCGAAGACGAUAGUGGGACAGUAUACCACCGGCCUGAGGAAUCACCGGAGCAGCGGCCUCAGAUCAAUGCCAUGAAUUACUUGGACCUUUUCUCCCCCGUCAAGCAACAGCCAAAGAAUUCGCCGCAACGUCGCAGUCCUCGUCCAAGGCCAAGACCACGCAUUCUCAGCUCUACCUUUAGGCAAAGCUCUUCAUCCCACCAACCGACAUCUCCACGCCUUAACCUGUCCCCACCAAUGCCAAGACUUAGCAUAGAGGAGGAGGUUCCGAUCAAACGGCCGUCGUCGCCUGCACAGCUGUUUAAUAACGUCUUUCGCCGGCAUCAAGUCGGGGAGGCCAAGUCGCCAACCAAACUGCCGUCUCCUAUCAAACGUUCUGGCUCCCCCCUGCGGCCUUCUCCGUCCCACGAGAUUAGGGUUGCAAAGACGCCCUCCAACAAGACCCCUCGCGCUCGCAAAGGCCGGAGGACGUCGGCAAGGAUGCCCGGACCACUGGCUAGUGCUUCGUCGAGUCGCAAUGUUUCAACCUCCAUAAGCAAUAGCAACAUUCUCGCUGACAUUCGUCGCCUGGGAGAAUCUGGCGGAAAGAAGAUAGCGGGGCUCGCGUUGCUGGCGCCUUACAUGAACCAACGGAGCACGCCUCGGAGUUCGCUUUGUGUCGAACAGAGUAUGGGGGAAGCGGAGAGCAGGCCCAAACUUUCGAAGCCUGAAGUCACGAAGCCCCAAAUCGCCAAGCCGGAAAGCCCGAAGCCGAAAAUAGGAAGCCCCACUGAAGACAUUUGGCUCACGUCAGAUGACGAAGCGCCUGCUUCGCACGUGCGAUCUCGUGGCCAUCGGUUGCCCUCCCAACGCACGCAGCUCAACCGCCUUGACAGGAUAACCUUCAUACCUUCGCAUGAGCAUACUCGGCGGAAUUCGGAGAUUUCUUCCGGUGCAGAUGGAUCGGACAACGAUGAGAAUUCGGAGCGUAUUCGCCGCCGGGCGGGGCUCUCACCUGGCGCUGUGCUGCCGCCGACAGGGCCAGUCCGCGUACAAGAGUGUUUUCCGCGUACGAGCUCAUUGGGGCACGGAGAAUUCGACAGUAGUCCUAGUGCCUUGGACGAUAUUGAUAACAACAGAGCUCGCAGUCCUCGCCCGCGCGAUGGGCGGAGUGGACUGGGCUUGUCGGAAGUUUUUGAAGCUGUACAUGGGGGAGAGCAACAUGACGGGAAAGGCUGUGAGUGUGGCAAGAAGUGCUGUGCGGCUCUGCGCGAGGACGUCAAAACCCUUAGCGAAGAGUUGCGUCUUCUGCGAGAGGAGAUGGCCGAGAUGAGGUUCUUGAUGGGUCGCUGA
Messenger RNA from Diplodia corticola, 2622 nucleotides. Its product is annotated as cell surface protein. Gene Ontology annotation, molecular function: protein binding. The transcript is spliced from 2 exons. Bases 1 to 2622 code for a protein of 873 amino acids. The record is from RefSeq and is a predicted model, not a curated record. NCBI's taxonomy places the organism in Eukaryota, Fungi, Ascomycota, Dothideomycetes, Botryosphaeriales, Botryosphaeriaceae.